AUGUCAAUUGAUCCCAAAUCUCCAGCACCGAUAGAACCAGGAUCAUUUAAAAGUCACGCGUUCAUAAAUCUUCAACAAAAGAAACCAUCAAAACCGGCAUUGUCACAUGCGGGACCUGGUACUGAUUCAAGAAAUUCAUUAAAGUCAACGGCAAGCACUCAUUUUCCUUGGCAUGCGUCUCCCUUACGAACUCGCGCAUUGUCUAGUACAGCAGCCAUGUUGUCUAAUCCAGUUUCUGGUUCGAAAAAAAUUGAAACUAUGCGUGAUAAACGAUUCAGUGAAUCGAAAUUACCUGAGGGAAAAGACAAUAUUCAUCUGCCGAUUGAACACCGUAAUUCAUCGGCAACUAAAACGCCUUUCAGUAGCUUAUUACCACAUGGACUUCCUUUCGCGAAGCAUCAUCCACGAGCUACUUCACAAGAUGAGACAAAUAUAACUAACAAUAACAAUAUUAUGUCCAUGUCCGCUUCUGCAAGUCAAUUCUCAGAUCCACCAAUCACAAAAUUAGAUGCCUAUUUGCAAUCAAAAUCAUCAAUAUCAUCUGUGAACCCGCCUCGACUCCCACCUUUCAAUAGUAGUGAACAGUUACCAGCAACACACAAUGAAGAUUCGACAUCAUCGCCACCAUUUAUUCUCGAUGAUGCGCCAACUGAACCAAGAUCGGGUACAGUGACAGCAUCUGACUUCCAUGGAGCGUUAUAUGUUGCAGAUAAUUAUCAUAAAAAUUUUUAUGAUUACUUUCAUGUGAACUAUUAUGGCGAGCUCGAUAGUGAAACUCCAUUUAUAGCAUCACUGCGCAUCAUUAAUUCUGAAAUACCUUCGAAGGAUGCGUCCGAAGCUCGUAUGAUUGUUCGUACACCAGAUCAUAACUAUAUUGUAUCUGAGAAAGUUACUGCAACAAAUGAGAAUAAUCUUGCUGGAAUUUUAAUUCGAAAACUAGAUCUAUCGCUAAGUCAUACAUUGAAACCUAUCGGCGAUCCAAAAGCGAAUGAAAAAAUUUAUUUAUUCGAUAAAACUAAUGACGAAAGAUGUAAUUGUAAAAUUGGUGUUCUUUAUCAACGAGUAAAUCAAACUGUCGAACAAGAUAUAUUCAAUAAUGAUAUUCUGCCUAAUGAUAUGCUGGAUUUUCUUAAUAGAAUAUCUAAACGUGUUGAUUUAAAAGGCUUUCCAAAGUAUCGCGGCGAUCUUGAUACGAAAAAUGGUUCUCAUGGAGAAUAUUCAUAUUAUGCUCAAUAUGAAUACCAUGAAAUCAUGUUUAAUGUAGCGCCAAUGAUAGUAUCAGUAAAUGUCGAUGAACGAUAUACCAUAAGAAAAGGUUUAGUUGGUAAUGCAUUUGUUUGUGUUGUUUAUCAAGAACAAGGUGCGAAUUUUUCACCGGACUUUAUCUCAGGAAAAGUUACACACAUUUAUAUUACUGUACAGCCAUGUAUGGCAGGUGAACGAAUUCAGUAUAAAAUUGGCAUUUGGCAUCGAAGUGACAUAAAGAAUAAAAUUUCUCCAAACGGUGGAGUUUUAAUAUGCGAUGAGUCAUUUUGUUCGUAUUUUCUUACAUUACUACUGAAUUCGAUAGAUUUUGCCAUCAAAUCACACAAUCUGCGUGGUUUCAUAUUUGACCAACGACGACGGUUAAAACUUGAAGAAUUAAAAAAACUUUCGCAUUCAUUUAGUAUUGCCUCGGUACCUGAUAUUUGUUCUGAAACAGAUAGUGUUGCAGCUCAAUCGGAUUUACGUACUUCUAUACGUACCGAGAGUUUUACAAGUAAUACAACAGCUACAACAAAUGAUAGUAUAACUCUACAUAAUGGUCGUACAUCACCAGCUCCUCCAAAAAGGAAAGGUUUGUCAAAAAUUUUCAAUGUUUUCGGCAACCGAUCGGGAUCCAUGCCAUCAUCGACCUAUACGCCGUCAUAUCAUGCCAAUAACGAAGGAGUUUCUGGCCCUACACGUAUAUUAUCGAUACCAGAAGGACAAACGAUUUCAAAUCACACAACUACACCGACAAGCAAAGAAAGUAUUCAUCGGCCACGAUCAACAAAAACUGAACCGGCGCCUUUGCUAUUACCUCAUGCAACUAAUCCAAAUACGUUUAGCAGUGUACGUUCUAUUUCACUCAUGCCAACAAAUAGUACGGUUCUUGAAAGUUCAACAGAAACUAAUCUUAUAAAUACAGCUGCUUUGGAUAUAGUACCGCGAAGUCGUUCUAAUUCUUCACCAGAAAGCGCUGUUAAUACUAAUAAAGCUAAAUCACUUGCAACAACAAGACUAGUACAAAAGCCUGUAGCAAGUAGUUCCGAUGAUUCUGAUGAGUCAGGCGGAGCUACCGUGAGUGAUACUGAAGUAUAA
This is a messenger RNA of Rotaria socialis, 2343 nucleotides long. NCBI's taxonomy places the organism in Eukaryota, Metazoa, Rotifera, Eurotatoria, Philodinida, Philodinidae. The record is from the annotation of a GenBank genome assembly.